AAUAAUAAGUUCUACUGCAGCGUCGUUGUUGUGACGUGUGCGCCAAAAUUACGGGACGUUUUGUUUCGCGCUCGUUCGUUCCAUGGUUCCAUGAACAAACCGUUUUUUUUUUACCGUUAUUUUUGUGAUGGGAUGUUCACUCAGCAAUGGAUUGAUGAAUGGGAAACAAUGUGCUCUUAAAACUCAGACCUGUUUAUGUAUCGAACAUUUGUCCAGGCCCUCUGUUGUUUGUAAUUCAACAGAUUCUCGAAUACAUCAAAAGGACGAAAUAACAGAACUGACGAUCCGAAAGGGGAUCAGAACAGCAAAAGGGAUUCAUUCAUCUUCAUUUGAUUCUUCAGGUGGACUGAUAAACGCCGUAAAUUCUGUUCAGAAACUUGAUUCAAAUGCAGGUAAUUUUAAAAAGCAUGCUAACAAAGACAGUUUCAAGCCAGAGAGCGCUAGGCCUGAUGUUCAUUCUGAUGAUGUGAACAAGACGCCGGAGGAGAGUGUUGUAAACGUAACUUCUUCAGCUUCAAGGUGUAAGCGGUUUUCUCGUCUCGACUGUGAUUGGAACCGUACCCGACCAAACCGUGACAAGACUGCUGUUGGGUCUCAAAGUCAUCCAACAAUAACUUGGCCUACAUUUGGCUGUGUUCAGUCUAGUACAUUUGAUGAAGAAUUUUUAUCUAUAGAAAUAAAGGAUAUUGAUUCUGUUUUGUCAUCAGCCGCAGAGUCACAGGGGGACACAACGCAAAUAACAUCUGAUUCUGAAAAUUUAAAACGCAAUGGAAAUAUUAAGGCUAGAGAUGAUGAUACAGCCCUAAGUAUUAGGCUAGUUCAGGGCCAGAAUGAAGAUGAAUUUGGAGAUAAUAAGGUUGUUAGUGAAAGUGGCAUACAUACACAGUCGUCUGCGGUUACUACUUCGCAUGUACAUUCUAUCAAAUUAAAUAAGACAGCAUCACAAUUUUAUACGGAUUUAAAUCCAAGUAAUUUCAACUUAAGUUCAUCACCAGAAAAAACAAAUCCAGUAAUUUAUAAAUUAGAAACUAAAAUAUCUAGCCCUUCAAAGGAAAUGGAUGAAGGUAUUUAUACACAAACUUCAGGCUCACCAAAAUGUUGUAAUUCUAAACAUGAAGGCGAAACAUCUGCUAAAAAUGAACAGAAUUUAAAAGAUACACAAACAGUUAUUUUAAAAGAAACUUUGCAAACAGAUGUUGAGGUUACAAGCUUAAAUGAAAAAUCUUGCCAAAUGGAAAGACAGGGAACAGGAUCCAGUGGCAGUGUGCAAUUUAAUAUGGAUUCUGCACAUAGAGUUGCAGGCUUAGAUCUGGUGAACUUUCGAAGGCAUAAUAAACUAGAACAAUGCUCCUCUACAGUUGAAAAGAUACCAGAUGAUGCCAUUGAUUGUGAUCAACAAACUCAAAUUCAGGAAAGCCCUGAAGUUUGCAAGCCACUAGAGAACAUGAUAAUUCACCAACACUUGGAUUCCAAUGCUGACAAGCCUACCAUCAGUACAGAAAAGAAAGAUACUUCUUCAGAAAAUGGAUGCCACGCAGAAGUGAUGAAACCAGCUAUUGAAAGUAAUAAAGAAACUCUUAUAAUAGAUGAAAACAUCUGUGAUGCUGUUACCGAAAAAAGCAAAGAUUUGAUAUCACAGCCUGCAAAUAUGAUAAACUGUCACCGAUUGAUGCCUUCACGUAAGACAUCUACUGCUGAAGAUUCAGAAAGUGAUGGAGAUUCUGCAUAUAGUUAUGAAUCGGAUUAUUUUCCCCUUGAUGCAGUAGAUCCACAUCCAGGGAAGUCCAUUCCAGAAGAGGUAUCAUUGCAAGUUCAAAAUGAAAGUUUAUCAAGGAGUGGGGAUGGCAUUGCAUUGGAUGAAGGUUGUCUUGUGACGUCGUGGGCUGCAGAUGACUACAAACUGGAGAGGAAAUCUAACAGAAGUGUGAGAGGAAGUACAUCAAAUGUUGGCUUCCAGAUGAGAAGAGGAGACUCAACAAACAGCUUAUCUUCUCGAAGGUCACAAGAGAUCAAAUGGCCAAUACAACAUGUCCAUAUUGAUUUCUUUAAUGAUUUUGGUGACUGCUUUGAUGAAGAGGAAGACUAUAUGACUAGUUAGAAUCACCAAUGAAAGCGUUGUUAUUACUUGUGGUCCUGUUUGAUAUGCUACUAAGUCAGGAGAUGAGUCACAGGUGCAUUUUGAAAAUUCAACAACAAAUCUCCCAUUAAAAGUGAUUGAUGCAUGUCUUAAAUAUUCGAUGCGAAGAUGCAUUUCCUGUUCUCAAAUACCUACAGUAUUAGAAAAUCUCAAGCUUGCAGUUAUAUCAGAAAGAAUUUUGGUAUGGUAUUCCAAGUU
This is a messenger RNA of Anneissia japonica, 2335 nucleotides long. RefSeq lists its product as uncharacterized. Lineage: Eukaryota; Metazoa; Echinodermata; Crinoidea; Comatulida; Comatulidae. The coding region runs from base 128 to 2098 and encodes 656 amino acids. The record is from RefSeq and is a predicted model, not a curated record. The transcript has 3 exons.